Molecule: messenger RNA, 2380 nt
Organism: Chelonoidis abingdonii (Abingdon island giant tortoise)
Lineage: Eukaryota; Metazoa; Chordata; Testudines; Testudinidae
Product: C-type lectin domain family 2 member D-like
Source: RefSeq, a predicted model, not a curated record
AGGUGAACGGGCUUGUGAGAUAGUCAUACUAGGCACCACAGCCUGGGAAACCUGCAGUCAGGAGGGAGAGACGCAGGUGUCUCUGCUCAGGGGAGCUGACGGCGAGGGAGUCAGAAGCCGUGAUGGACUCUAGAGAGGAAACAUGGGUGCAGUUGCCCUGAACUGUGACAGUGGGGGAAAAUACAUCUGCUGAUCUCAAACCUAUAAACCUGUCUCCCAUCUGCAUGUACAGGCAGCCCAACAGGCGCGAAUCAGAUCUUUUCUACUCUGGAAGGCUCUGUGACCAACUGAAGAACUCUGUGACCAACUGAAGGCCAUCAAUCUGGAAAACUGUGUGCAGUAUCCGUCAGUCCCUCUCAAAAAUGAAUAUGGGAGAACCAGACUGGCUCAGUGAGGGUGAAGGCCUGGGAAAAGCCUCCUACGAAGAGUAACUGAAAAGAUUAGGGUUGUUAGCGAGGAGACUGAUAAGAGGGGACAGGAUAAAAGGCUAUCCAAAAAGAGGUGGGCUAGAGAAGGCAAAUCAGGACUGUCUGUUCUUCCUGUCUGCUAGUACAACAAGGGGAUGUUCAGUGAAAUUAAAAGGUGGCAAAUUCAAGGCUGAUCAGAGGAAAUACUUUUUCAGACAAUGGGUGAUUAAACUGGGGAACUCACUGCCACAGGAAGUUAUUGAGGUCAAAGACUAGAAAGCAUUCAAGGAGGGAUUGGAUGUUUAUAUGGCUAACAAGAAUAUCAGCAGUUAUCUCAAUUAAUGAUAAAGAUUUUGGAAGAGAUAUAAACCCUCUCUCAUUUCACUUCUCCUAGCCCUUGGAGUUUUCCAACCAGGCAAAGUAUGGACUGGCACAGUGUGUGCGGGUUGAAGAUGCCAGCUCUCAGCCUACAGUGCAUUCGAGAUCAGAAGAUUCCAAUUGCUGUGUGUGUCAUCAUCGCAGUGCUGGUCUCCGUUAUAAUUGCACUGGCUGUGAGAACCCCCCAGACUUGCCCACCCCCCAUCAACACCGCGUGCCCGGACGGCUGGAUUGGAAACCGAGGCAAAUGCUACUUCUUCUCCGAGACGGAAGGGAACUGGACAUCCAGUCAAAACAACUGCUCUUUGCUCAGCGCCUCCCUGGCUGUGAUUGACUCCCUGCAGGACCUGGUUUUCAUGAUGCGCUAUAAAGGGCCCCCUCACUACUGGAUUGGCCUACGGAAGGAGCAGAACCAGAGCUGGAAAUGGCCCAAUGGAACCGAAUUCAACAACAUGUUUCCAGUGAGAGGGGAAGGGCAGUGCGCUUUCCUGAAUGACGCCGGUGUCAGCAGCUCCAGAUGCUACUCGGAGAGAGGUUCCAUCUGCAGCCGGCCAGAUGACUGCACUAGAAGGACGCCAGGCGCCGCCAGAGGGGACACUGUCUAAGCUUAAAGGACCGCUGCAAACUCUUCAGUGAUGGCAGAGCUUGCACCAUGGUCAUUUUUAGGGGGCAUCCUACCUCUGCAGCCAUGGCUCUGCGCAGACGCCUGCAGAAAACCCAGUGAUAAACACUAACCUCCUGCAAGAUUACUCCAUUACCACGCUGGGUUUUAAACCCUUUUGGUUUUUAAAAAAAGGUGAACGUUGGGGUCUCCUUGAUAUAAUUCUGUGACCUUCAUAAUGAACUCAGAUUCUGCAGAAUCUCAGCUUUUAUUUAUUUUUUUUUAAAGUGUAAGUUUCUAGCCCUUGUGGUUUCGAAGAUAACUGUUCUAAUACGAACAGAGCUUGAGUCUGCAAAGACUCAGAAAAGUGCCUUAUCAUCAGGGCCGGUGUAACCACUAGGCAAACUAGGCAGCUGCCUAGGGCACCAAGAUUUGGAGGCACCAAAAAGCAGUCCCCCAAAUUUUUUUUUUUUUACACUAUUGCUGGAAAAUGAAUGAAGAAAAGAGAAACAUCCUUGAACUUGCAUUUUAACUUGUCGCUCUUCUCUCGUACGUUAUAGCUAUAGCCUAUGCCAGCUCUGCAUUGCAGGCACAAGCGUACUGCUUCACUACAGUACAAAGUGGCAAUGAUGUCAUUUUUCUCGUCACGUGCAGCCAGUACCCGUUGUGACAGGCUGUUUAUAAUGCUAAGUCUACUAGUGUUCGGAGGCUGUUGACUGAGGCUAACCAUUUUUGUUGAGUUGUUUCAGAUCUAAGACGCUGGCAAGUUGCUGCUCUAUCAUUUCGCUAAUACUUUAUGUCACUAUGUUAAAGUAUUUGGGUGUAUAUGUUUAUCAUAUGCGAAUAUGCAUGCAUAGGUUGUUGAAAUUUGUCAUAUUGAUAUUGUCAGUUGUUGUUUAUGACAGAGUAGUUAUUUUAAGAUCCAUGCUAUGUUGUGCAAAGUGAAAACAAUAACAGUGUCAACACCAUCAGGUGUGACAAAGUUCCUCCUCUA